AUGCGACAUCAGCAAAACAUAUCCGAUCGUCUUACGGUUGAUAUCAAUUGUUCGUCUUUGAGCUCCAACGAGUGCCCAUCCAUGACCUCGAGCUUUUCACCUUUGGAUUCGCCUACACCCACACCUACAAGUAUAUACAGCCACGGCUCCUUAGAGUCACCAGGCUGGCACGAAGCGGGAUCGUUCCCCAGUCACACUUACGAACGACACACCGGCUCUACGCCUAUGCGCAGCGCCUUUCGCCUGGCAGGAAUGGCGUCGACAGAGAGCCUUGGAUUGUCCUAUGGCAACAUGGAACCACAGGAACGGAUGCCCAUGACGACCGACUUUUUGUCAGGGUAUGACGAGAAUAUCGAACAAUUGUGGAUGCCUUCGGAGACACCCAAGACCUAUGACCAUGUCACUCAAGGGCUCGCGUACCAUCACGGCAUGCAUCAAUACCCAACCAUGGGGCGCAACAACUACCGUCACCAACCGGCUACCUAUCUACCAGAGUCUGCGACCAACCCUUGUCUAUCGCGGUCGAUAUUUCAACAGCCAGAGCGGGGCUUGUCGUCAUCAAUGUCUGUAAACAGCAUGAUGCCCUGGAUGCCACUAACGGACUCAAUUCCACCACAGACGAUUGCGCCUUCGCAAGUCGCUCCAGUCACUCCACCGCCAUCGUACACAGAGUUUCCGACCUCUCUUAGUGCUUUCAAGCAGCACAGCCCCACAACGCCAGUGCGGUCCUGCUCCCUCGGUACGGGAUCUGGAGCCGAUACCCCGAUGAGUCGUCUCUCUGGUGGACCCUGCGAGUAUCUCGAUGAAUUUCAGCAAUCUCCAGUCUAUCGGGACGGAUUCCAAAGACCCCACCGCAUGGCCUCCAGAAAGACCCUCCGCAGGCAAACCUCCAAGCAAAACUUGAUGCUGGAAAAUCUUCCUCCAAUCAUCAAACAGGUUCAGUUCAAGUGCAAAGAGCCUGGUUGCAAUGGGCGCUUCAAGAGACAGGAGCACUUGAAGCGGCAUAUGAAGAGCCAUUCCAAGGAAAAGCCCCAUGUUUGCUGGGUUCCCGGGUGCCACCGUGCCUUCUCGAGAAGCGACAACCUCAACGCUCACUAUACCAAGACUCACAGUAAGCGAGGUGGGCGCAAUCGAUAUGUUGCGACGCUUGACGAUCAAAGUCCUGAUUAUGAUCCUGACUUUCGGGGACAGCUGACACCGGAUGGGCGUCCUAUCUAUGGGUCCAAGCUGGAAGAUCCCAUCCCCGGGGCGGGCGACAUUGGGGUGGAUACCUGGGAGGAUUGA
Aspergillus calidoustus is the source of this 1284-nucleotide messenger RNA. NCBI's taxonomy places the organism in Eukaryota, Fungi, Ascomycota, Eurotiomycetes, Eurotiales, Aspergillaceae. The record is from the annotation of a GenBank genome assembly.